UUGAAGCACAAAUAAAUGCUAUUCAGAGUUUCAACCAUUAACCCACUAGAUUAGCCUCAUCCCUUUCAGACUAGCUACCAAUUGCUUGGUUCUUCAUGAAAAAUAAUGUGAAAACAUCUAAGUGCAGAUAGAUUGGUCUUGUGCAAAGUCUAGAGUGCAUGUUCACUAAUCAAAUAAUUCUGGUAAGAGAGCUUUGACAGGAGGAUGUCCCAAUCAAGAUUGUCAGUAGACAAGAAUUUAAGCUCUUCUUUUAUAUUUUGUUGGCGACAACAGAACAUUUCAGUACUUAGAAGCUUUCCUUGGUAUUGUCUAAUAACUUUUUCUGAGAAACUCAACCUGGGGUUAAUGGCUGUAGCUAAAAACAUCAAGAUUUAUGGAAAUCAAUGAUUUAACUACUUACUUAUCAAUAUAAUCCAUUAGUUUAUUUUUAAUGUAAUCAGUGAAAUAAGUUAAAAUUUUUAAAUAAGUUAAAGAAUCUGGUUGUUUUCGUAAAAAAUACACCCCAAAACCAACACCUCCUGCUGCGUAGAUGAUGACGUGUUUCCGGUGGGCGGUAAAAUCCCAAGAGGCACACUUAUUUAAGGAGCCAAAAAGGAAAGAGCUGUAGUGUUUCUGAGCCUGAUCAUGAAUGUCUUCUUUCUGCUGAGUAGUUUUGGCCUCGCCAUCACUUCUGUAGCUCCGCAAUGUUCCAAACCAACUGGAGGAUCAAACAUGCAUUUGAGGGAUGAGUACAUUGCAAAGAGCACAUUUGAAGAUGGGGCCAGUGUCUCUUUUAGCUGUGCUCCCGGCUACACAUCUGCUGGAGGGUCUCCACAGAUCACAUGCUCAGCUGGCGCAUGGAGCGCUCUGCAGCUGAAAUGCGAGAGGAGGAACUGUGGCGCUAUUCCAGAAGUGAAUAAAGGUGAUAUUGAAUAUAAAGAUGGGACUGAGUUUGGUGAUACAGCUGUGGUCACUUGCAGAUCAGGUUACAUGUUAGUUGGGCAAGCGGUACUCAGAUGUGAGGUCCAGGGAUGGACGGGGAGGGUGCCAACAUGUGAUGAGGUGAAAUGUGUCACUCCAGCUGAAAUUGUAAAUGGGAAAUUCAGUCCAAAGAAGGACUUUUAUGGUUAUAGAGAAGUUGUGCAGUACUCCUGCGACAAAGACCUUGAACUCCGUGGAUCCAGGGACUUAUUUUGUUCUGAAAAUGGGAAAUUCUCCUCUGAUGCCCCAACCUGUGUCCGAGUUGAAUGUAAAGACCCUGUGAUUAUAAAUGGAUUUUGGGAAUCUGGCUCUCGACCACCACACAAAUAUAAGGCUACAGUGACAUUUAAAUGUAAACCUGAAUACACAAUGAUUGGAAAACCUACAGUGACUUGUGACAUAGAUAGCAAGUGGUCACCUGGUCUUCCAAAAUGCACCAAGAACGAGAAUGCUCUUGUGGGAGACGGGAAUGCUCUUGUGGGAGGACUUACUGGUGCACUAGUAACCGUCCCAAUCCUGUUGAUUCAAAACUACUGGAUGUAAAAAUGUCGCCCUAAGAAGAACAACGUGACGUCUGAGGGAAUCGGGACGUUUACCACUACAACAUGAGCGCUUCAACCUCAAUCUCUGUUUUAUGCUUCAAGUAACUUUCAUGAUUUUUAGAGUUAAAAAUAUCCUGUAACAAUAUGCCGUAAAGACAUUCAUUUCCUCUCCCUUCAUUGUUUCUAGUGCCAGCAAUACAGCAGAGAAAAGCUUGGUCUUUACACUCAGGUUGUUUUAAGUGAAAUUUAGGUGUUUAAAAUCUUUUUUUAAUGUGUUAUUUAUUAUAGUUUAUCAAGCUAUUAGUGUUGAAGGUUCACACUGAAGAACACUUUAGGCUUUGUUAAAACACUCAUAGUGCCUUGGCUGUGGUCAUAUUUCAUAUACCUGAAAGGAAAAAGCCAUAUGUUGUAAAUUAUUGUUUGUGUUAGUUUUCAAAUGAAGUGCCUUUUUUACCACUUGUUGAAUGUUUGCAUUAAGAAUGUGCAUAUUAUUUAAUUGAAUCAACCAAGUUAUAGACAGAAUCAAAGGAAAUCAGUUUACCAAAAACCUUUCAGUUGUUUAUAUCAGUAAUUGUAUCUACUUACUGUUUUACAGUAUUUGAACACUGGUAUUGGCUGCCAUCUCAAAGGAAAUUUCUCAAUGUAUUCUCAAAAAAUGUUUGCACUUUUUCUUCUCUUUGGCAAAUAUUAUCUGAGGACAUAUUAGUUAAUAUCAUUUUGAUCAAACCGAACUUGAGGUUUUUCAAUAAAUUAAGAAGAAACCCAA
Poecilia reticulata (guppy) is the source of this 2268-nucleotide messenger RNA. Its product is annotated as membrane cofactor protein-like. The record is from RefSeq and is a predicted model, not a curated record. Lineage: Eukaryota; Metazoa; Chordata; Actinopteri; Cyprinodontiformes; Poeciliidae.